GAAAGCGCCACCGGGGCAUUGCUUUAGCUGUUGGCUCGGGAGGUGCCGGUGGUUUUUUUAGCACAGAGCUUGCUAAAAGACCAUUGCAGGGCUGCCGUGCCGAUUGCGUGUUUGCCGGAGAGAGCUGGCAGCGAUAUCAGGAAUUGCUGUGGGAGGGCAGUGAAGGAAAUCCCCAAAUUCUGAUGAAAACUCCUCCCCCCAGUUGGGCGGGUAUAAAAGGAAGCAGCAAAUCUGCCAGUUCUGCUUCAAGAAGUGUGGGGAGAGCUGCUGUGUGAGUGAAAUGUGUGGGGAUGCGGGGUGUGUCAGUCAGAAGAGCUUAAACGUGGAUUUGCCAGCACGAAUCGUUCCAAUUUCCAGUUAUAAUGCAAUGAAUUUUUCUUUUAUAUGUAGUGCCACAAACUUGGAGCGAUAAGCGAAGUUGUUGGUAAUGUGCAGAGCAAAUAUCCUGUUUUAUUGUGAUUUAUAUUUACUUAGUAUGGUUGGAGAUUUCAGUUUGUUUGGGAUUUCUUCUUGUGCUUUUUUUCGGUUUGUUUGUGGGGAUUUUUUUCUUAUUUUUCGGUAAAGAAUAUUUUAGUGACAAUGAAAUUCUUGCAAGUUUUCUUGCUUUUAGGCAAAGUCCUUCUGCUGACUUCUCCCAGCCUGGCUGGCAGGUUUAAAACCCAGCGUGCAUACCCAAGAGCAAGCUGCAGCUACCACUGAAGGUCUGCAGACUUAGGGAAGGCUUGGAAGCAUGGAAAGCCUCUGUGCAGCAAACAGCACUUUUGCUGUGGACCUGUUAAGAAGGCUGUGUGAGAAGAACAGUGGGCAGAAUGUGUUCUUUUCACCAUUUAGUAUUUCUUCUGCUUUGUCCAUGGUUUUGCUGGGUUCAAGAGGUAGCACAGAAGCCCAAAUAAGUAAGGUGCUUUGUCUGAAGAAUGCCCAGGAUGCUCACAAUGGGUAUCAGUCCCUUCUCUCUGAAAUUAAUGAUCCAAACACCAAAUACAUCCUGAGAACUGCGAACCGGCUCUAUGGAGAAAAGACCUUGGAGUUUCUUCCAUCAUUUAUAGAGUCCAGUCAGAAAUCCUACCAUGCUGGCCUGGAACAGAUGGACUUCCUGCAUGCUUGGGAGGAUUCCAGGAAACAAAUCAAUGGCUGGGUGGAGGAAAGGACUGAAGGUAAAAUUCAGAACCUGUUGGCAGAGGGGACUCUUAAUUCCCUGACCAGGCUUGUGUUGGUGAAUGCCAUCUAUUUCAAAGGCAACUGGGAAGAGCAGUUCAACAAACAGAGUACCAGAGAGUGGCCAUUCCACAUUAAUAAGAACGAGACCAAACCUGUGCAGAUGAUGUUCAAGGAGGCAACUUUUAACAUGACCUACAUUGGAGACUUGCAGACCAAAAUCCUGGAGCUGCCCUAUGUGGGAAAUGAGCUGAGCAUGAUCAUCCUGCUCCCUGAUGCAAUCCAGGAUGGCUCCACAGGCUUGGAAAGACUGGAAAGAGAACUUACACAUGAGAAGCUGAUGGGUUGGAUCAGCCCUGAAAUGAUGAAAUCUACGGAGGUGAAGGUGUAUUUACCCAGAUUUAAACUGGAAGAAGAUUAUGAUCUGAAACCUAUUUUAAGAAGCAUGGGAAUGCCUGAUGCAUUUGAGUCAGGGAAGGCAGACUUUUCAGGAAUCUCACCUGGUAAUGAGCUGGUGCUCUCUGAAGUGAUUCACAAAUCCUUCGUGGAAGUCAAUGAAGAAGGCACUGAAGCAGCUGCUGUCACUGGGCUGGUCAUGAAUUUUUGUGCAAUGAGAAUUCCAGAAUUCAUUGCUGAUCAUCCCUUCUUCUUCUUCAUCCGGCACAACAAAACUUGCAGCAUUUUGUUCUGUGGCAGAUUUUGCUGUCCCUAAGGAGGAGAUGUCUUGGCGGCAUAGGUGCCC
This is a messenger RNA of Melospiza georgiana, 1897 nucleotides long. RefSeq names its product serpin B6-like. Gene Ontology annotation, molecular function: serine-type endopeptidase inhibitor activity. The record is from RefSeq and is a predicted model, not a curated record. Lineage: Eukaryota; Metazoa; Chordata; Aves; Passeriformes; Passerellidae. Bases 731 to 1867 code for a protein of 378 amino acids. Gene Ontology annotation, biological process: negative regulation of endopeptidase activity. The transcript is spliced from 7 exons. Gene Ontology annotation, cellular component: cytoplasm.